Elephantulus edwardii (Cape elephant shrew) is the source of this 1707-nucleotide messenger RNA. It is a transcript of the gene CAMK2B, whose product is annotated as calcium/calmodulin-dependent protein kinase II beta. Gene Ontology annotation, cellular component: cytoplasm; neuron projection. The coding region runs from base 63 to 1691 and encodes 542 amino acids. Gene Ontology annotation, biological process: protein phosphorylation. NCBI's taxonomy places the organism in Eukaryota, Metazoa, Chordata, Mammalia, Macroscelidea, Macroscelididae. The transcript has 20 exons. Gene Ontology annotation, molecular function: ATP binding; calcium/calmodulin-dependent protein kinase activity; calmodulin binding. The record is from RefSeq and is a predicted model, not a curated record.
GAGCCCGAGUCCCCGCGGCCAGAGCGCAGCCCGAGCGCAAAGCGAGCCUGCCCACCGCCGCCAUGGCCACCACGGUGACCUGCACCCGCUUCACUGACGAGUACCAGCUCUAUGAGGAUAUUGGCAAGGGGGCUUUCUCUGUGGUCCGACGCUGUGUCAAACUCUGCACUGGACAUGAGUAUGCAGCCAAGAUCAUCAACACCAAGAAGCUGUCUGCCAGAGACCAUCAGAAGCUGGAGAGAGAGGCUCGAAUCUGCCGCCUGCUGAAGCACUCCAACAUUGUGCGGCUCCAUGACAGCAUUUCUGAGGAAGGCUUCCACUAUCUCGUCUUUGACCUGGUCACGGGUGGGGAGCUCUUUGAGGACAUUGUGGCGAGGGAGUACUACAGUGAAGCUGAUGCCAGUCACUGCAUCCAGCAGAUCCUGGAAGCGGUUCUCCAUUGCCACCAAAUGGGGGUUGUCCACAGAGACCUCAAGCCUGAGAACCUGCUCCUGGCCAGCAAAUGCAAAGGUGCAGCAGUGAAGCUGGCGGACUUUGGCCUGGCCAUCGAGGUCCAGGGAGACCAGCAGGCAUGGUUUGGGUUCGCUGGCACUCCAGGAUACUUGUCCCCAGAAGUCCUACGCAAGGAGGCCUAUGGCAAGCCCGUGGAUAUCUGGGCGUGUGGGGUGAUCCUCUAUAUCCUGCUUGUGGGCUACCCACCAUUCUGGGACGAGGAUCAGCAUAAACUGUACCAGCAGAUCAAGGCUGGAGCAUAUGAUUUUCCAUCCCCUGAGUGGGACACUGUUACUCCUGAAGCAAAAAACCUCAUCAAUCAGAUGCUUACCAUCAACCCUGCAAAGCGCAUUACAGCUCAUGAGGCACUGAAGCACCCGUGGGUUUGCCAACGCUCCACGGUUGCCUCCAUGAUGCACAGACAGGAGACGGUGGAAUGUCUAAAGAAGUUCAACGCAAGAAGAAAGCUUAAGGGAGCCAUCCUUACCACCAUGCUGGCUACACGGAACUUUUCAGUGGGCAGACAGACCACCGCUCCUGCCACAAUGUCCACCGCGGCCUCCGGUGCCACCAUGGGGCUGGUGGAGCAAGCCAAGAGUCUUCUGAACAAGAAGGCAGAUGGCGUCAAGCCCCAGACGAAUAGCACCAAAAACAGUGCUGCAGUCACCAGCCCCAAGGGGACGCUACCUCCUGCCGCCCUGGAGCCUCAAACCACCGUUAUCCAUAACCCUGUGGACGGGAUUAAGGAGUCCACGGACAGCACCAACACCACCAUAGAGGAUGAAGACACAAAAGCUCGCAAGCAAGAAAUCAUUAAGAUUACGGAGCAGCUCAUCGAAGCGAUCAACAAUGGUGACUUUGAGGCUUAUGCGAAAAUCUGUGAUCCAGGCCUCACCUCCUUUGAGCCUGAAGCUCUGGGCAACCUAGUAGAAGGGAUGGACUUCCACAGAUUCUACUUUGAGAACUUGCUCGCCAAGAACAGCAAGCCGAUCCACACCACCAUCCUGAACCCGCACGUGCACGUCAUAGGUGAGGACGCGGCCUGCAUCGCCUACAUCCGUCUUACGCAGUACAUUGAUGGCCAGGGCCGGCCCCGCACCAGCCAGUCAGAGGAGACCCGCGUGUGGCAUCGCCGCGAGGGCAAGUGGCAGAACGUGCACUUCCACUGCUCAGGCGCGCCCGUGGCCCCUCUGCAGUGAGGUGAGGUGAGGCGCA